UGGAGGAGGAGGAGCUCAGAGGGCAGUUCCAGACGGCCGAGGAAUAGCGGGACUGGGCUGGAGGCGCCUCCGGUGCUCCUCCCGGUCACUCAUCCCGCACAUCCCAGCACCCAGCCCCCGGAGCCGCCCUCCAGCUGGGGAUGCGGGAGCCGUCCUGACACCGACCACUCCACAGAGCCUUUUUUCCUUAGGUUGACGAGGGAUUUGGCGGCGAAGUUUUGAUGACCUAAUUUUCCAGGCAUCUGAACAUCCUGAGGGGCUGCUGAGAUGUUUGAACAAGCCUUGUUUCCCAUUCUCCUUUGUGUGGCUCUAGUUCCUCUCCAUGCCGCUCAGCUUGAUGUGGAUGGUGGAGAUGUCAGUCCUACCUCCUGUGCAGAAAAGAGGAACUGCCCCAUCAAUGUCUACUUCAUCAUUGACACCUCGGAGAGCGUGGCUCUGCAGACUGUGCCCAUCCAGAGCCUCGUGGACCAAAUAAAGCGCUUCAUCCCCAUGUUCAUCGAUAGACUGGAGAGUGAGCUCUACCAGAAUCAAGUCUACAUCACCUGGCAGUUUGGUGGGCUCCAUUACUCAGAUGUGGUAGAAAUUUACAGCCCAUUGACAAGCAGCAAAGACAUUUACCUGCCCAGGUUGUCUGCCAUCAAUUACCUGGGCCGGGGCACCUUCACAGACUGUGCGAUCUCCAAUAUGACCCAACAGAUCCAGACCCAGAUGGCCAACGGCGUGAACUUCGCGGUGGUCAUCACCGACGGCCAUGUAACGGGCAGCCCCUGUGGGGGGAUGAAGAUGCAGGCUGAGAGGGCACGAGACAUGGGCAUCAAGCUGUUCGCAGUGGCCCCCAGUGAGAAGGUGUACGAGCAGGGUCUGAGGGAGAUCUCUAACCUGCCACAUGAGCUGUACCGCAACAACUAUGCCAUCACCCAGAGGGACACCCUGGAGAUUGAUGUCAACACCAUCGACAGGAUCAUCCAGGCUAUGAAACAUGAAGCCUACGGUGAGUGCUACAAGAUGAGCUGCCUGGAGAUUGCAGGGCCACCUGGUCCCAAGGGAUACCGAGGGCAGAAGGGUGCAAAGGGGAACAUGGGUGAGCCGGGUUCCCCUGGGCUGAAGGGACGACAGGGUGACCCAGGUAUUGAAGGUCCGAUUGGAUACCCUGGUCCCAAGGGUGUCCCAGGGCUGAAAGGAGAGAAGGGAGAAAUUGGAUCUGAUGGACGGAGGGGUGCCGCUGGCUUGGCAGGAAGGAAUGGCACAGAUGGACAGAAGGGCAGGCUGGGGAGAAUUGGACCACCAGGAUGCAAGGGUGACCCUGGUGACAAGGGCCCUGAUGGCUACCCAGGAGAUGCAGGAGACCAAGGAGAAAGAGGAGAUGCAGGCAUAAAGGGGGAUCCUGGCCGGCCUGGUCGCAGUGGACCCCUGGGGCCCCCAGGAGAAAAAGGAAGCCCGGGACUUCCAGGCAACACUGGAGCUCAAGGGCCUGCUGGAGCCAAGGGAAGGAAAGGUGAAGUGGGACCUCCUGGACCCAAAGGAGAGGCUGGGCGGCGUGGAGAUCCAGGGACAAAAGGCAGCAAAGGCACUCCUGGAGGCAUAGGAGAAAGGGGAGAUCCUGGUCCAGAGGGUACACGUGGUCUGCCGGGUGAGGUUGGAAACAAAGGAGCCAGGGGAGAACAAGGACUACCAGGACCCCGAGGCCCUUCAGGUGCUGCGGGAGAGCCAGGCAGGAUAGGAUCACGUGGGGACCCUGGUGACUUGGGCCAAAGAGGUGAUGCUGGACCGCCAGGACCAAAGGGUGACAGAGGCAGGCCUGGCUUCAGCUACCCUGGACCCAGAGGACUUCAGGGUGACAAGGGUGAGAAGGGGCAGCCAGGACCUAAGGGAGGAAGAGGUGAGCUUGGACCAAAAGGAGUACAAGGGACCAAAGGAGAGAAGGGGGAGCCGGGUGAUCCUGGCCCAGGAGGAGAGCCUGGACAGCGUGGUCCACCUGGUGAAGCAGGCCCUGAGGGGACCCCUGGCCCACCAGGAGAUCCUGGUCUGACUGACUGCGAUGUGAUGACCUAUGUGCGAGAGACGUGCGGAUGCUGUGACUGUGAGAAACGCUGUGGUGCCCUGGACAUCAUGUUCGUUAUAGACAGCUCCGAGAGUAUCGGCUACACCAACUUCACCCUGGAGAAAAAUUUUGUCAUCAACGUGGUCAGCAGGCUGGGCUCUAUUGCCAAGGACCCCAAGUCACAGACAGGUGCCCGUGUUGGGGUGGUGCAGUACAGUCAUGAGGGGACUUUUGAAGCCAUCAAGCUUGAUGAUGAGCGCAUUGAUUCUCUGUCCAGCUUCAAGGAAGCGGUGAAGCGUCUGGAGUGGAUUGCUGGAGGCACCUGGACACCAUCUGCCCUUCAGUUUGCCUACAACAAGCUCAUCAAGGAAAGCAGGAGAGAGAAAGCCCAAGUGUUUGCUGUGGUGAUCACAGAUGGGCGCUACGACCCCCGAGAUGACGACAAGAACCUCGGGGCUCUUUGUGGUAGAGAUGUGGUGGUCAACACCAUCGGCAUAGGAGACAUGUUCGACCAGCCAGAGCAGAGUGAGACCCUGGUCUCUAUUGCCUGCAACGAACCCCAGCGAGUCCAGAAGAUGAGGCUGUUCUCAGACCUAGUAGCAGAGGAGUUCAUUGACAAGAUGGAGGAUGUGCUCUGCCCAGAUCCACAGGUCGUCUGCCCUGAGCUGCCCUGUCAGACAGAUGACAGGAACCCUGGGAGUGUAAACCCACUUAUUUUCCACCCCAUGGAAGAGGGAGUCAACAUAGAUUUCCCCAGCACCAUACACUCGAUCGCCCAGUUCCUAAACUCCACGCGGGAAUCCCGGGACCCCAGCAUGUACACCCAGCUGGUGGCCACUUUGGCCUUUACUGCCGAAAAAGCCAAGUUUGCCACUGGAAAUGAGCGGCAAGAGUGGAUGGACUUGUUCAUUGACACCUUCAAAAUGGUGCACAGUGAGAUUGUGGGGGACCCGGAGACUGUGCUAGGGCUGUGCUGAGACGUCUCUUGGGGGCCACAUGGAGGUGGAGGCUGAGUAGAGGUGAAACUCAUUGCUCCUGUGUGGCAGAGGAAACAGCACAGGGGAAGAUGCUUUUAGUUCAGGAGAGACAGAGGCAGUGGAAUGGCUUGGUUGCACUCAGCUGGGGACAGGACACAAGGAGCAGUUCCCUCCAGCUUGGCCACCAUGGUGGCUUUCCCCAGUAAUGUCAAGGAAUGCUCUUGCUCUGCCUCCUGCUUUUUUGCCAAGAGCCUAAUGAUGCAUUUUCCCCAUGCCUUCCUGCAUGUCCUUGUGGACCCCCUCCAAAGCAUCUUCUGCAUCCUCUCUCUCGGUUACCACAGGCUCUCUCUGGGUCCUGCAAGGCUGAAUAAGGAAGAUGCAUCCCUGCUCACCACAGUGUCUCUGUGUGGCCCCCCCUUGUGGGCAGCUGGGGGCGUGGAGGGAAGGAGCAAGCAGGAUGGGGGAGGGAGCAAUCCUCCCUUUCUAUAGGGAGCGCUGUCACCUGGGCAGUGCUUCUCUCAGAAGCUUUAUGGGCUCCCUUGGCCUUUUUGUCUGCUUGUACAUGUGUAUUUCCUCUGUCAUAAUCCACAACAUGUACCUGUCCAUAUACAAAAGGCAGAUAUUCUGUCACAUGGGACCAGGUGGUCCAAAGCAAAACUCCUUGACUGAUGUGAGUUGUUUAAAAGCAAGCUUGAUGUAGUAGAGCCCUCUCAAUCCACCUGCACUGCAGGUAUGUGUGUUUAGACAAGACCUGUUAUCUCCAUCCGCACAACUGCCCCUGGUUGCACAACGUCAGGCAGGCCAGUGCCAUUCCCAGCUCCAGUUUUACUGCUCUCAAGCUCUAUUUAGAGGUAGUGGGAUUUUGUGUGCAGACACAGGAGUAGAAGCGCUUACUCUGACUGACAUGGUAUUAUUGCAAUAAAGUAUACUGAGCAAAUGUCAUAUUUAAUGGGCAGAAGGGAGAUAUGCCAUCUUCAGGAAUGUGGCUGUAAUAUUUUUAGGUGUAAAAAGUGGAGACAGUUGCCAAGCUCAGCCAUUGGAAUUGCCCACUUUGCACUUACUGCAGUGCUCCCACAAGGUUUCAGCACUUUUUCCUCCCAGGGACAAGUUGCUCAGAGAACUCUACUGCUGUCAGUGCAGAAUAGAGGGAAAAGAGUUCUGAGGACUUUCCAUGAUGUGCUCUGUGUUUUAGGUGAAAGCAAAAAGAUCAGCCUCUGCCUGACUCUGGUCUUAAUUCACAUAUUCCAGAUAGUCUGUGCAAAGCCAAACUCCCUAUACUCUCUUGAUUUUUUACUGCAAAAUUAGUGUGACUUAGCCUGCUGGGAUGCAGGACUGAACUCAGAGUAGUUAAGCUGCUCCAGCCGUGAUGCCAGAGGAAAAGCUCCCAAACCCCACUGACUGGAAAAGAUCUCAGGGCUGGGAUAUUUUACUGAACAAAGAGAAAAUUGGGGAAGAGUUCAGCCAAGGGGGUGUUGAUUUUAUUUAAUUUCAUCACACAGUGGCCAUUUAUUCCUAGCAAAACAUUAGAAACAAAAUUUUUUACCUCUCAGAAACCUUCAGCUCUUUAUAGGUGGGGCAAGGGAGAAAAUGUCUCUUUGCAUGAGGAGUAUUUGUGCUUGUUCUUGUUAGAGGCAAAUGGGUGAAGGAGUGGUUUUUUGAGCAUAAUCCUAGCUAAUCCCUCUGAUAAAACCAGAUGGAUUUCAUCACAGUAGCAGUUCCUUCAGUGAAGCUCUUGGGCAAAGUAAGGACAGAUAAGAAGCUGUGUAAAGGAUCGUCCACACCUCCCCAAAGACAGGAGAGGCUGGGAAAGGGGGAAACCCCAGAAAGGUCUGGGAUGUCAGUCCCCACCUCACUUUCAUCUUUACUGUCAACACUGGGAAAGAAUAGAGGAAAUACAAGUUCCUCCGGUUUUAGAAGAAGCAGGAAGGUGAUGUGAAUGGGUGGGGUUGCUCUGCACGCACUAAUAGCAGAAAAAAAAUCAAUGAAAAAGAAAAAUCAA
Messenger RNA from Haemorhous mexicanus (house finch), 5017 nucleotides. RefSeq names its product collagen type VI alpha 2 chain (gene COL6A2). The coding region runs from base 268 to 3018 and encodes 916 amino acids. Lineage: Eukaryota; Metazoa; Chordata; Aves; Passeriformes; Fringillidae. The record is from RefSeq and is a predicted model, not a curated record. The transcript is spliced from 28 exons.